Hymenoscyphus albidus is the source of this 2924-nucleotide messenger RNA. NCBI's taxonomy places the organism in Eukaryota, Fungi, Ascomycota, Leotiomycetes, Helotiales, Helotiaceae. The record is from the annotation of a GenBank genome assembly.
UCCUCGUUACCGACCUUGAAAUCCUUCGAUGUUGCAUGCUGCGAUAAUCAUCACUGCUGCAUACAACUUGUAGUUAUCCUAUUGAGUGUGUCUAGGAAUACAAACGUUGUGCUCCAAAGCACCACUCUGGCGGGUCACCUUUGGUGUACGAGUACUAGUACUCGUACAUAUCCAAACCGGCAUUUGCUCCCGGAUUUUUCUUGGGAAACUUUCUCUCGAGACUGGAAGAUUUGGAAGAGUUACUUGAGUAACCUUCUUGGGAACAUUUGUAGCUAUUUUCCCAAUCAGACCACACCACGAAACAGCAAACAAGCAGACUAGCAUUCUGCCUGUGUAUUCGAAACGAUUUUCCAGUGCCGCCUUACAUCGCAUCCAACCUCGGGUGGGUCUGUAUCAGUACCUACUAGGGACCUAGUAGGUAUCGUUCUGUACCCCACGAACAAAGGUUGUGACGAAGAUCAAUGCGAUAUACAGGAGGUCUUUUAAGGAGGGGUUUAACGGGAAUUCGACGGCCAACUUCCGAAAACAUCCUCUGGUCUCCUUCGCAGAAACUCCAGAUCAACAUAAGAUAUAAAUCCACUUCACCCAUCAUCGAUAAAGGUAUCUUUCACCCGCAAUAACAACCCCGCUCUCCCCUCAAUGCUCCUCAAACCAGAACCAGAACUGACCAACAACCACAUUAGCCAUGGAGCAAGUCAACACUACAGAGCGCCUCACUCGUCUGAGGGAACUUAUGAAACAGCACAAGCUAGACAUCUACAGUAUGUGAGUGAUCCAAAUCCAGCUUUCUGUCAAUUGUUGACAAGUCCUCCAGUUGUACCUAGCGAAGAUAGCCAUGCGUCCGAAUACAUCGCUCCAUGCGAUGCACGACGAGAAUACAUAUCGGGCUUUUCCGGAUCUGCUGGAUGUGCAGUCAUCACCCAUGAGAAGGCAGCUCUUGCUACCGACGGUCGAUACUUCAACCAAGCCUCGAAACAACUCGAUAGUAAUUGGCUUUUGCUGAAGCAAGGUCUACAAGAUGUCCCAACUUGGCAGGAGUGGUCUGCGGAACAAUCAGAAGGAGGGAAAAUUGUUGGUGUAGAUCCUACGGUCAUAGGGGCUCCAGAGGCAAGGAAGCUGUCAGAAAAGAUCAAGAAGCGGGGAGGACAAGACUUGGUGGCAGUGGAAGAGAAUCUGGUCGACAUAAUCUGGGGCAACGAUCGACCACAGAAACCUACCGAGCCCGUCAAGAUUUUACCACAACAUUUCGCAGGAAAGGAGGUCAAGACUAAGCUGGAAGAGUUGAGGAAAGAGUUGGAGAAAAAGAAGAGUUCAGGAAUGAUUGUUUCGAUGCUGGAUGAGAUUGCGUGGUUGUUCAACUUGCGAGGAAACGAUAUUCCAUAUAACCCGGUUUUCUUCUCUUAUGCCGCAAUCACUCCUACUACCGCCACACUCUUCAUUAAUUCUUCUAAGCUCAGUAGCGAGUGCAAGACUUAUCUGACGGACAAUCGUGUUUCGAUACGGCCCUACCACAAGAUUUUUGAUGAUAGUGAAGUAUUGUCUAAAUCUCUAGAUCCAACGGCAGAAUCGGUGCCUGAAGCCAAGAUCAAGAAGUUCUUGGUAUCAACCAAGACCUCUUGGGCACUGAAGCGAGCAUUAGGGGGAGAAGCCAAAGUGGAAGAAGUUCGAAGUCCUAUUGGUGAUGCCAAAGCUGUCAAGAACGGAACGGAACUUGACGGCAUGAGAGCAUGCCACAUUAGGGAUGGAGCAGCGUUAACCGAGUACUUUGCUUGGUUGGAACACCAACUGCUUGUUGAGAAAAAGGAAUUGGACGAGGUUACCGCAGCAGACAAGUUAGAAGAACUGCGGUCGAAAAAGAAGAACUUUGUUGGACUGUCUUUUGAUACGAUAUCUUCGACAGGUGCAAAUGCUGCUGUCAUACAUUACUCGCCUGAACGAGGUAAUUGUGCUAUUAUCGAUCCGAACGCUGUAUAUUUGUGCGAUUCAGGUGCUCAAUAUCUUGAUGGUACGACGGACACAACUAGAACGCUACAUUUUGGAGAACCAACGGAGAUGGAGAAGAAAGCAUAUACUCUUGUUUUAAAAGGCAACAUUGCUUUAGAUUUGGCUGUGUUCCCCAAGGGCACAAGCGGAUUCGCUUUAGAUACUCUGGCGAGACAGUUCUUAUGGGUAAGCCUACCCCACCUUUUCUAUCUCUUUCCCCCCAAGAACCAAAAUCAAUGCAACAAGUGCUAACAUUCCAACAGGAAGAAGGGCUAGACUACCGCCACGGAACCGGCCACGGCGUAGGCUCCUACCUCAACGUACACGAAGGACCUAUCGGAAUCGGCACCCGAAUCCAAUACUCGGAAGUUCCCCUGGCACCCGGCAAUGUGAUCUCGAACGAGCCGGGGUACUACGAAGACGGCAGCUUCGGGAUCCGCAUCGAGAACAUCAUCAUGGUCAAGGAAGUCGAGACGUCGCACAAGUUCGGCGAGAAACCGUACCUGGGCUUUGAACAUGUCACGAUGGUGCCCUAUUGCCGCAAGUUGAUUGAUGAGAGUCUGCUGACGCGACGCGAGAAGAAUUGGUUGAAUGAGUAUCAUGCUGAUAUUCAUGCGAAGACUAAGGAGUUUUUGGAGGAGGGUGGUGUGGCGAUGAAGUGGUUGGAGAGGGAGACUACGCCGAUUUAGAUAUCGCGUCUCUUUUUUCCCUCUCUGUGUUUCUCGUCUUGCUUCUGGUUCCACCUUUUUGGGAAGUGUGUGCUUUUUGGUGGAAUGGUAGAUAGAAGUUUUGGGGAUGGAUGGAUAUCAUUCUCUACCCCUUCCUUCCUUUUUUGGUCAUUGGGAUAUGCAUUGAUACAGUACAGUACAUUGUAUAGCAUUGCAUAGCAUUGCAUCGCGUCCAUUCAUCUAUCUCUCUUUCUCAAGUUCCAACAUCCUGUU